Messenger RNA from Drosophila guanche, 1186 nucleotides. RefSeq lists its product as uncharacterized. Gene Ontology annotation, biological process: positive regulation of voltage-gated potassium channel activity; sleep; regulation of synaptic transmission, cholinergic. The record is from RefSeq and is a predicted model, not a curated record. The transcript is spliced from 3 exons. NCBI's taxonomy places the organism in Eukaryota, Metazoa, Arthropoda, Insecta, Diptera, Drosophilidae. The coding region runs from base 238 to 708 and encodes 156 amino acids.
CGCAUUCAGUUUGUCAACGCGUCGCAUGCGUGGUCGUUCGUUCGGGCAGUCCACAGUCGUUCCACCCAAUAUUUUUCGGUAAAUUUCAAACCCAAAACGAGCAGAAGAAGUGCCGUGCCGCUCCGUGCUAGAGUGCCAGAAGUGUGUGAAGUGUCCGGAGUCGAAACUGAAAAAUAUUCAGUUGCAAAUUUCCGCUGUGCAAAAGAAAAACAUAAAAGAAAAUCUCCCCCCGGAAACAUGCCGUCGUACGGUUCAACAGGCUGCCUGCUGCUGGCUUUACUCUCCCUGCUGCUGUGCCUCAAUGCAGCCUCUGCAGUGCUUCGCUGCUGGCGUUGCUCCACGGACGUCUCGAAUGGGGAGUUCUGCAACGAUCCCUUCCAGCCGGAUAGCAUCUCGGAGCAGCAGCGCUACUGGAGCUACGUCAACUGCACCUAUUCGGUGGGUGUCAAGUCGGUGAAUGCGCGUCCCGUGUGCAAGAAACUGGUGCAGGAAGUGUACGGCAAGCGGGUGAUUUCGCGCUCCUGUUUUUAUGAGGACAUGGACGAUCCGGCAGACAAGUGCGCCAUGGACCAGACCUCGUCCUACAUCAAGACCGUUUACUGCCGCACCUGCACCACGGACGGCUGCAACGGAUCCGGCGGCAUAUCGCCGCUGCUGGCACUCCUCCUGCUGCCCCUGCUGCCAGCACUGAGGCAGCUAUGCAAAUGAGUCCCAGGGAGCACAGGGAGUCGGACUUAAUUACAGAUGUGCAAACUGAAUUCAAGCCAUUACAAGAUUUGGCAGCGUUUUGCGUAUUUGGGCUGCCCCCCGGAAUUAAGGAAAUUGAAUUUCUUCAUCGAGUUUUAUAGUCACUAUGCCACAUGCCACACACAGCAUCACAAUUGCACGCAGGACGUAGUAGCGUCACAUUUGUCAUCAUCAAGGACUGCAUCAUGUACACGAAAUGCCACUUGGUCACCCUCUCAAUCAAUCAAUUCAACAAGCAAGCAACACACACACACACACACACUUAAAUUUGUUGUAAUUUGUAUGUAUGUAUUUACAUCUUUGUAAUACCUUUAAUAUUGUACUUGUAAUUGAAAAUGGAAAACGCGCAAGCACGCACCACCCGUCACGUCACGCGGUGUGUUUGUGUGUGUCGCGUAAAUAAAAUACAACAAUAAAUCGUAAUUAGAUGGUACGAAAA